Molecule: messenger RNA, 1328 nt
Organism: Drosophila navojoa
Lineage: Eukaryota; Metazoa; Arthropoda; Insecta; Diptera; Drosophilidae
Product: ketohexokinase
Source: RefSeq, a predicted model, not a curated record
AAUUUUUUACUUUUCUCAACUAUGAACUGCGCUCUAAGCAUAACCAAACCCAUGCUAUGUGUGGGCGGCAUGGGCGUUGACAUCGUGGAGCAAUGCAACUCAAUGCCCGCGGGAAAGUCGGAUCAUUUAUCCGUCGAGGCGCAUUGGCUGCGAGGAGGCCAUGCGAGCAAUGUGAGCUACGUGCUCCGCUUGCUGGGCGCCCAAGUAGAGUUCCUUGGCGUGCUGAGUCGGUCCAGCCUGCUGCGAGAAAUUCUGGCGGAGAUGGAGCACAUCAACAUCGACCUGAGCCACUGCCCGAGAACAGACAAAAGCCCGGCUUUCACCACGGUGGUGAUAGAUCGCCAGACUGGCUGUCGCUCCAUUCUGCAAUGCAGCAGAAAGUUUCCAUACAUCGGCAUCGAGGAGUUCAAAAAGCUGGACCUCGAUCGCUACGGCUGGGUGCACUUCGAGGCGCGCAACAAGCUGGACAUCAUUCCGAUGAUGCGGGCCAUACAUAACUACAACAGCGGACGCACAGAGCGCAUCAAAAUAUCACUCAAGGUGGAUGGCUGCUACAACGAGAACAAGGAUCUCUUCGACAUGUGUCACUACUUGAUAUUCUCGAGGCAGCUGGCCCUGGAUCUGGGCUGGCGCACAGUGAAGGAGACCUGCUUGGGAUUGGAUAAGACUCUGCCCUUGCCACACUCCAUUCAGGUACGCAGGCCAAAUAUCCUUUGCUCCUGGGGACCGUACGGUGCUGGCUGCCUGGACACUAACGGCCAGUACUACGACCUGCCACUCCCUGCUGGCAGGAAGCCGAUCGAUACUUACGGAGUCGGCGAGUGCUUCACAGCUGGCGUCAUCUAUGCGCUGUACUUGAGGAAGAUGCCUCUGCCUGCGGCUGUGGCCUAUGGCAAUCGUGUGGCGGUGUUUAAGACAACUCGAAUGGGCUACAAUCACAUAGCCAAGUUCCAGAUCUAUCCGGUGACCAUAGAUAAUGACGAUAAGAAGUCGGAACGUUAUUCAGAGGAUGAGUCGGAGCAAUACAUUUGCAGAAAGUACAGGAAUCGCCAAUUCGAGACGAGCGAUGGCAUACUAUCUACGAAAUUAAUGAACAGAUUCGAAGUGAUUGAGCCUGAGGAGAAUGUUUCGAACGCGAACAGUGAACUAGAAAUCCAACCUGAGGAUCUAACUGCGUCGAUGAUGGGCCAGCAAACUACACGGCGUUUGUCGAAACGUCGAACUUCACACGGGCGUAGAAAAAGUGUUGCAUUAAGGGUGUCCCUAACUAAGAGGAGUGUUAGUCAAUCAAAAUAAACUAUGAAAAAAACUAUAAUUGGGAAAUAAAA